UGUCCCCUCCCCACAGCCAUGAACUCGCAAGUCACACAGGACACCCUGAAGACAGCUGAAGCUCAUAAGACAGUUAUUAAAAUUAAGCGCAAAAAGACCAGGAGGGAGCUGAAUCGUGCAAAGUUCGGCAAAGCGGUUGUUGAAAAGCUGUUUAAAUGCAAAGCAGGCCGCCCAUUUCAGGACAUGCCUCCAGCUGAGAAGUGUCACUGUCAAUGUGUCGUCAGCUCUUGGGCAGCUGAGACCUCCAUUGCUAAACCAUCUCCAAACCCCAGCUGGAUUAUUACACAAGGCAGACUCACCCAUCACCUGGGGAUAUUCAAUAAGGAGGUCAAAUCUAUCAAUGUUGAGAGGCUUUUGGAUGGGGAGCAGACAAAAGACUGUUGUCCAGCCAUCACCAAGGAGUCUACCACUGCUAAAUUGGCAGAGGAGGCAAUGGAGGUCACGAGCUGUACCCCAGUUCCAAAAGAGGCAGCAGUUCCUGUCCAGCAACCACACUCCUUAACACCCAAACUACAGCCCAACGUGGAGGAUGCUCACAUCACCUUGGCUUCUCCCACCCAGGCCACAGAGAGCAAAUCCCAAUGUCACCAUGACGUCAAAGAGUGUGUAGUCCCCACCACUGAACUAGCUGAGAAGCUCAUCAAAACCUUAAAUACCCACCAGGUGUUUCCAGGAGAAAACCUGGUGCACAGCAUGCAACAAGAGCUCCUGAAUAUUCUGAUAGAACGGCAUGGAAAGGAGGCAGGUCUCUGGCUCCCAGCGCUCUCAACAAAGCAAGAAUCAGGUGCUUCUCCCCCCACAGGGAUGAGCAGACCUCCCAGAUCCGGCUGCAGCCCACUUGAUGAAAGCACCAUUGUGAACAAAUCCUUGUCGCCAAAAGAUCAACAGAUUGAAGAUUCGUUCUUGAUUCAGAAUGAUGGUUCGGUUUGUGGAGCUCUUUCCAGCACACAUUCAACUGUGGGAAGCCACCUGUGGUGCCCGAAGCUGGACAGCAGUGGUUUUACUGGAGAGAAGAUCUUCGGGAUAUCUUUGAGUGGCGUUCCAGGACACUCAGGCUUCAGCCCACCGAAGGUGCCUGCCUCUCUUCCUGGACCGCAGGUGGGUAGCUCUGCAGGGAACCAGGCAGACGAGGAGCAUGCCCUCAGCACUUCUGCUCGCCAACGCCUGUGGCUGUGGAGAAACGCCGGCAGUUUACAGAGAACCAAGGCUGCCCCAGGAAUUCCCCAAAGUCCUGUUGUGAGCAGGGAUUUCCCCUUCACCAAAUGGGAGCUCAGCCCGGAAACAGCAGACCUGGGCCAGACAUCAGCUGCUCAGAAACGGGUGCGGCCAUCCAGUGCCUCCCCGCCAUUCUCUAGCCGCAGCCCUCACCAGCGGAUGCCAAAAGCCAACAGCUCGCUGGCACGGAUUCUGGAGGCUUACCGCGAUACCCCAGGCAGGGGACGGUGGAGCCCACUGAGCCCAAAUCCAGGGAAGGGGGCCAGGGCUCAGGGAAGUUGGGGGUGCGGGCUAGGGACCACUGGCCAUGGCAGAAGCUGGAAGGAGGAGGACGAAGACACCACCUUCAGAAGCACAGGUGGGAGGCACCCAGUGAGAAACAAGAGACCUCUGCCAGAGGGCGGGCACACAACAGAGAUGCCCCCCCUCCCAUUGCACCCUCACUCAUUGGCAAAGGGUCGGGCUUGGCCUCAAGCUAGAGCAGGCCAGCCCUCCUCUCCCCAGUGGCUUGGCAUCCCCCCCUGGCACCCCACACAAGAGCCAAGCCCAGAGAGAGCGCUCCAUGCCUCUGUGUUGGAGCCACCACCCUCACCGCUGUGUGGCAGGGCAGUGGCCAGAGCAGGUCCAUACCACAUCCGGGAGCCGUCAGCCUCAGGGAAGGGGGCUCAAUCCCACUAUGGGCUAAUCCAUGGCUCCUGGGACGGGAAAGGCUCCAGCGAGGGUCCACUGGGGGACUCACGUGGCAGGGCUUACUUGAACUGGAAUGGGACGCAGGCAUGCCAGCUGGUUUCAGGAGACGGACUCAGGUGCAGAGUGGAGCCCCUGCCCCUCUCCUUGUGUUACCCACCGUCAGACUGCCUGGAAUGGAGUGAUUUGCCACUGCCCACUGUCCUCCCAAAGAAUGACUGGGGCAGCAGCAGUCCAGAGCCCUGGCUGUACCCCAGGAUGAAACUCUACUGAGCCGGCAAUGAGUACCGGGCAAGUGUGGGGCAGGGCAGGGCAGGGGGCCACGCAGCCUUGCCAAGACUGCCCUGGAGUGAGGAUGGGGAUGGAGUCCACCCAGGGACAACUGGUGGCAGUGCAGCAGAAUCCCAGGCAUGGGGCAGUAUGAGGUCCCAGAGGUUAGGCUAUGAGGAGAUGGGCAGCACCUCCGCUGGAAGCCAGACCACUCUAUGGGAGCCGCCAAGCACAUUGUCAGCAGAAUCCGACACCCUUGGGUGGGACAGAGUUCAGCUAAGAUGUCACUGCAGUACCUGGGGUCAGAGUGCCGGGA
This is a messenger RNA of Mobula hypostoma (lesser devil ray), 2488 nucleotides long. RefSeq lists its product as uncharacterized. Bases 19 to 2175 code for a protein of 718 amino acids. The record is from RefSeq and is a predicted model, not a curated record. The transcript has 3 exons. Lineage: Eukaryota; Metazoa; Chordata; Chondrichthyes; Myliobatiformes; Myliobatidae.